AUGUCUUUGAAGCAGGAAAUCGAGACGUGGGUUGCCGCCCUUGCGCGGUACGACAACAAUGAAUUCGACGACGCCCUGAACGAGUUCGACAAGAUUGGCGACACAAGCAAGAUCCUCUUCAACAUGGGCGUGAUCCACGCUACUCUCGGCGAGCAUGAGAAGGCCGUGGAAUGCUACCAGAGGGCUGUCCGGUUAGAUCAAUACCUCGCCGUGGCCUACUUCCAACAGGGCGUGUCGAAUUUCCUGCUCGGCGACUUUGAGGAGGCAUUGGCCAACUUCAACGACACGCUCCUCUACCUUCGCGGCAACACGAUGAUUGACUAUGCGCAGCUCGGCCUCCUCUUCAAGCUCUACUCGUGCGAAGUGCUCUUCAAUCGCGGCCUGUGCUACAUCUAUUUGCAGCAAAAGGAGCCAGGCAUGCAAGACCUGACGUAUGCGGUGAAAGAAAAGGUGGUGGAGGAUCACAACGUGAUUGAUGAGGCGAUCCAGGACGAGGCAGAUGGAUACACAGUCUUCUCGAUACCCGUCGGCGUCGUAUACCGACCGAACGAGGCCAAGGUUCGCAACCUCAAAACCAAAGACUACCUCGGCAAAGCCCGUCUCGUGGCGGCAUCGGAUCGCACCAAUGCUUUCACCGGCUUCGCUGGCUCCGAGAUCAAGAAUUCCGCACGCGCUGAAUCACGGGACGACCGCCCGCCCGACAACAUCUCCUUCGCCGCCUCGAAUCUCGUCAGGCCCGGCCUGCAAUCGCGCCGACAACAGUCGGAGCCUCCUGGCAAUCGUAAUAUGUUCCCGCCAACACCACCUCCCGAGGCUGAAGCCCGCUUACCCUCCCGAGGCGCCUCCGUCCGCAACGGCACCAAGCCGCAGCUCGCCAAGCUCAACAUUGCCCCCGUCUCGUCCAAGGGGUACGAGAAGGCCGCGUCUCCGCCAGACGCCCGGCCACCCCCGUCGUCGUCCUCGCGCGCCCCGGCGCGGAACAUGUCACAGCGCGGUCAAGCACCCGCAGCGCAGCAGUGGAAACAGACGCAGGCUAAUAUUGCCGAGGAGCAAUACCCGGGCGAGGUAUACGACAUGUACCGGCCUCCCCAGGGCCCCUCCCGCCGGGGCAGCAAUCGACAGCCGUCCGCGCCACCGUCUCGGUACACAAACGACGAUGACCCGGCCUCGGAUUACGACGACGCCUCGGUCAAUGAAGAUGACUUUGAAAUGCUCCCCGUUCGAAGGGCGGCAACGGGUGCGUCGUCGACCACAUCCUCCAGCACGCGCUCUCGUCGUGGUCCCGACGUGAAGAAGAUUCGAGUCAAAGCGCAUGCCGCAGACGACGUGCGGUACAUCAUGGUCGGCAUCGCCGUGGAGUACCCCGACUUUCUCGACCGAGUGCGUGACAAGUUUGGACUCGAGGGACGACGGUUCAAGAUCAAGAUUAAGGACGAGGACAUGCCCGAUGGUGAUAUGAUCACCAUGGGCGACCAAGAUGAUCUGGACAUGGCCAUGUCGAGUGCGAGAUCCCACGCCAGGAAGGCGAGGCAGGAAAUAGGAAAGCUGGACAUUUGGAUCUUUGAAAUGUAG
This is a messenger RNA of Emericellopsis cladophorae, 1572 nucleotides long. Its product is annotated as Neutrophil cytosol factor-like protein. The transcript is spliced from 6 exons. Gene Ontology annotation, molecular function: protein binding. Lineage: Eukaryota; Fungi; Ascomycota; Sordariomycetes; Hypocreales; Bionectriaceae. Bases 1 to 1572 code for a protein of 523 amino acids. The record is from RefSeq and is a predicted model, not a curated record.